GUCCAACACCAACGCCACGGUCAGCAAGCAUGUCGACUGCAGCGUCUUGUCCCAAAGAUUAUACAGAGUUUCGUGGGAUCUGCUACAAGAAGUCCAAGACACACAAGGACUUCAGCGAGGCAGAAGCGACCUGCCGUGAAGACGGGGGAACCCUCGCUAUGGCCAAAGACGCCGCUACCAACGCCUUCCUGGUCUCAACCCUAGACAAGGUCGGGGCGUCGGGUGGUGUAGUGGUGGGUCGUCACACUACAAACUGCUGCUGGAUCGGUCUGCACGAUCGGCGCCACGAGGGAUCGUUUGAGUGGGUAGACGGUACACCGCUUGGGAACUUCAGCUUGUGGGGCGUGGCACAGCCGGGAGCAAAUACCUAG
Messenger RNA from Branchiostoma belcheri (Belcher's lancelet), 371 nucleotides. RefSeq names its product CD209 antigen-like protein E. Lineage: Eukaryota; Metazoa; Chordata; Leptocardii; Amphioxiformes; Branchiostomatidae. The transcript is spliced from 4 exons. Bases 30 to 371 code for a protein of 113 amino acids. The record is from RefSeq and is a predicted model, not a curated record.